GGGGGUAGCCUCACUAUAACCUCUCCUCCUGGCACUCGGACACUCACAUCACUUCAUCCCAGAGCGACAGGACAUCAUCACCAUGACCAGAAGCGGGACCCUGCUGCUGCUGCUGCUGCUGCUGCUGCUGUGGGUGAAUCUCAUCACAUCUGCUCUGCUUACUGAUCUCAGCCAGAUCAAAGUUUACCCGAAGCAUGGCAGCAUCUCGGGCGUGUUCCACGCCUCCCUCUCAGCCGGCUACGCCUUCAACGCCUCCAGCGCCAGAGAGCUGUGUGAACAUCUGGGCGUGGCCAUCGCAGAUAAAGCACAGGUGAUCCGUGCUUCUACACAGGGCUUCCAAACGUGCAGGUUUGGGUGGAUAGAUGAACAAAUUGCUGUUAUUCCACGAAUUCAAGCCAAUCCAGCCUGCGGUCAAGGAAAAGUGGGAGUCAUAGUGUGGCGAGUUCAACUCACUGGAAAAUUUGAUGUCUACUGUUUCAAUUCAACAGAUUUUGAAGUUCAUGCCCAAGCAGCUACAACCAAAGAGCCACACAAGACACCAACUGUUACAGUGGCACCAAACACAUCCCAGUCAUCCACCAGUGGAGAUGUGAAACUGGUUAAAACCACUGCGUCAGAGCCAGACGACUUUUGGCCUGAUCUUCGUGCUACGUUCUCUGGAAGAUCUCACGCUCAUAGUCCUGUUCUGAACUAUCCAGAGGACAGGGAACAAGCCUUAGCCUUAAGCAGCACCAAAUCUACCAUUGGAGCCGUCCCGACCGCUCUGCUCAUCUCCACCAUCUUCACCUUCCUAAUGGCUGCCAUCGUAGCUGUUUGGUACUUCAAAACGGGCAGAUCUCCUCCGGGCGAGUGGGACGACGGGGAGCAGCAGCAGGAGUGUAUAGAGACUGAGGAGUGGGACACAAAGCAGCCUGAAGCUGAAGAGGAAAAGCAGCAGGCUGAGAGCGCUGAUGACGUCAGUGUGAGCGUGGACUGCGAGAACGAGAGCGAUACAGAAAGCAGAGAAGCUGAAUAAACUUCUACACACACUAUAAACCCACACAACCUUCAGCCGUCUUUCAGCCGCUAAAAAUGUCUGAGCAAAUGUAGCUAUUUAUUUUUUAUGCCAAACCAAUGUUUUGCUUUUUUAUUAGCGUUUAAUGCUUGUAUUUUUUAUAAAGUGUAUGUGUAUAGUAAUGUUUUUGAAUAAAAUGUAAAGUUUUUAAUGAA
Molecule: messenger RNA, 1209 nt
Organism: Astyanax mexicanus (Mexican tetra)
Lineage: Eukaryota; Metazoa; Chordata; Actinopteri; Characiformes; Acestrorhamphidae
Gene: lyve1a
Product: lymphatic vessel endothelial hyaluronic receptor 1a
Exons: 6
Coding region: 83-1015 (310 amino acids)
Biological process (GO): cell adhesion
Cellular component (GO): plasma membrane
Molecular function (GO): hyaluronic acid binding; transmembrane signaling receptor activity
Source: RefSeq, a predicted model, not a curated record